Rhipicephalus sanguineus (brown dog tick) is the source of this 1897-nucleotide messenger RNA. RefSeq lists its product as uncharacterized. Lineage: Eukaryota; Metazoa; Arthropoda; Arachnida; Ixodida; Ixodidae. The record is from RefSeq and is a predicted model, not a curated record. The coding region runs from base 278 to 1792 and encodes 504 amino acids. The transcript is spliced from 6 exons.
ACAACCGGUUCACCGCGAAUCCGAAACUUCUUUCACGCAGCGACUCACUUGUUUGCCGGCGUCGAAGGAAUGCGUGUCGCUGUGCGAGAUAUUCGCGCUCGCGUGGUGUGCUGUGCACGGUUAGGUUUGCGCUAGUGCAAGACGCUGUAGCUUGUGUGCGGUCGUCUGAGCAAGCUACUGUACGUGGAUUUCGAGAAACAAGAACGUCUCUCAAUCCCCUCUCCAGCAGUCUGUGUUUCCAGACGAGGUCAUUCAAGAGGAUCAAACUAACGGAGGCAUGCCAAAGCGCAAGAAGACUACCGCAGUCGGGGACACGUCGGAGUGCACAGCUAGGAGCGCUGAAAAGGAAAAGCCAGCACAGGAGGAGUCCGGCUUUCCCGACGAUGAACUCGACACGCUCAUUUCGGCAGUGGACACUAUCGUGCUCUGCGUGGAGGACCGCAAGCACAUUCGAAUACCGGAAGGCUGUGUCUUCAACCCCGACCUCAGACGCGUGUACACCGAUCCUAAGACCCUGGUGGCCCGCAAGGAGGCGUUUGCAAACAUCGGCGUUUCGGGUGCCGUGUUCGCCGGCUGCGCCGCGUUCUCUUCGUCGAAGCCUUAUCGUCGCGCCGCCAUGUCGGUUCUGGCGACGGCACGCUAUCUGUGCAUCGUCCACAACAGGGACAACGUGUGCAAGCUAGCGAGCUGGUUUCCCUCGGUGACGGACUUGACGCUGCCGCACAACCUGGCCUUCCGCAGUGUCUGCAGCCGUCAAGACUGCGACAGCCACAGCGGAAGAAAGUCAUCCCUGGAGCGGAUCGCAGGCGAUGCACCAGCAUUAGGGUCGACCAACUUGGAGUUGGAUGAGCCGCUUCUCUCCGACUGUCUCCUGAUGCUUCCCAAGAUAGUCUCCGUUCAUGCUGCUUUGGACGCUGUGCUUCACGUUUGGGACGUCAUCUCAUCAGACGACGUGGUGCUGGACGACAUGGACUCUGCCUACUUACGCAAAUGUCCCGAAGUUAUCCUAGGAAGCUGGCGCGAGCUGCCCGGCUCGGCCCCGUCGUACAGAGACACCGGCGUCGCCGAAAUUGAGUGCGCCGGGCGUUUCUGUCCCGCUGUCAAGAAACUUGAGGUGGUGUUCGCGAAGAAACAGGUUCUCUCCGCGGUCGCCGACUAUAAGUACCUCACCAGCCUGUCCCUCAAGUUCGCCGGCGAGGGCAAGUGCGAUGUCAUUGGAACCAACCUGAUGAAGAUUGUCAAGAAGUUGGUCGACUUGGAGCGACUCGACCUGCAGUUCUUUAGCAACAUCGACCUGCGGGAGAUCGCCAAGAACUGCCCGAAGCUCGCGGACCUCUCUUUGCACGGCUGCACUCACGUCUCUGUUGACGUUGAAAACGAGGAGCUGCUGCCGAAGCAUCUGGCGUCUCUCCGCAUGGGGCUGCCUAUCUCGCCUGUUGAUCAUUUUGUAAUGCCCUUUACGCUUCUCACGUGCAACCGGGAUACUCUAAUUGACCUUCAAAUAGAAGGUGGCGUGGCGUCCAAGGUGUUUCUCGAGAUAUGCUGCAGAACGCAGUUUCCGAGUCUCCGGCGUCUGACGUUGGACACGGACAAGUCCGUUCGUGGACUGUGCAUCCCCCCGCAGAACUUGCACGACGUUGUCAAGAACCUACCCGCGCUCAAGUUUCUGGUCACCGACAGCUAUGACCUGCGGCUGUUCUUCGAAUACUACGUGCCCGCGGUCUCGAUUUCCUGGUGCGUGUGCACGGUGUGCAUGGUCGAGCGGUCGAGGCAGCACUUGGGCGAUGGAUGAAAAUGGCCUAUUUCUAUCGUCACGGACUAUAUCUUUCAGUCAUGAUGGUUCUAAUUUUCAUCAUAUUAAACAAAGCUUGCUCCAUAGCUUGAGGUGACCUUCGCC